AUGUUGCUUGGAAGAAAACUGACGUCUGUGCAGAACACUGUAAAGUACCUUGGAGCAAACCUGGCGUCUGUGCACAGCUCUGAGGAGUCCCAAUUUCUACAGGCGGUGGUGUUGAUCAAGACUGGUGAUUUCCCUCUGACCUGGAUUGGAGGAUAUGAUGCUGUUCAGGCAAAUGUGGAAAAGGACAGGCUAUGGUUCUGGAGUGACGGAUCUACAUUUGAUCACCAGAACUGGGCGAAAGACGAGCCCAAUAACUAUAACGGUGCCAGAGAGCCAUGUGUUCAGAUGAACUUUGGAGGUAAACAUGCCUGGAAUGAUGAAUUAUGUGGAAGGAGAUAUCCCUCUGUGUGCUCCAUAAGGACCUGUUCAAUACAUCAAACUAUCAACUGA
Molecule: messenger RNA, 390 nt
Organism: Oncorhynchus tshawytscha (Chinook salmon)
Lineage: Eukaryota; Metazoa; Chordata; Actinopteri; Salmoniformes; Salmonidae
Product: ladderlectin-like
Exons: 3
Coding region: 1-390 (129 amino acids)
Molecular function (GO): signaling receptor activity
Source: RefSeq, a predicted model, not a curated record